Messenger RNA from Chiloscyllium plagiosum (whitespotted bambooshark), 2321 nucleotides. NCBI's taxonomy places the organism in Eukaryota, Metazoa, Chordata, Chondrichthyes, Orectolobiformes, Hemiscylliidae. The record is from RefSeq and is a predicted model, not a curated record.
AAGGUAACAGAGGCGGCGAUGUAGAGAUAAGACUUUUUACCUCUCACUGGGGAAGGGAGUGGUGAUGACGGAACAUUCUUAGGCGGGAGGGAGAGGAGGCUGGUUCUUCAAAAUGCAUUCUAAGCUGACUCAGGCAACUUUUUUGGGGGCAGGCACGGGCGUCUGGAGUUGUGGAGGCGUAGGCAGGAAGGUCAAAUUGAGAUCACAACAAGAGCAAGCGUGAUCUGAUUGAAUGAUGGAGCAGACUCAAGGGGCCGAACGGCCUCCUCCUGCUCCUCGGGCUUGCGUUCCCAUGCGCUGAAGCAUAACACCAGAAUAUAAGGCAACAUAGACCCGGCAGAUUGUACAAAGCAGUCGCUUUGAGCACCAUGUGCUCAAAAGGUUACCCUGGUCAACUUUGACAUGGUCAGACCAUCUAAAAGCUUCUUCACGGGAACUGAAAUUCUCCCGGGAAGAAGGCGAGUUAGCAAAAUAAUAAAAAAAAGCAGAAGACCCGCUAGCAGUAACGUUUUCAAUCUUGCAACCAUGACCCUGUGUGAACCGGGUAAUUUAAUUUCCGUCCUCACUUCCUGCCCUCCUAAACUUGGCACGAGCCCAAGCUGCCUAAUACGGUGAUUUUGCGAGCUCAGACCGGUCAAGCAAACCUUGAGUCGAGAGGUCAGCCUACACCGUCAACAGAGCAGCUCGCCGCUGUGGGGAAAUGACCAGGAAUGUGCGAUCUGUCCCUGCCUUGGUCCUAAUGUCUUUCUUCUUGACCACAGUUUACUCAAGUAAAGAAGAGGUACGGCAGUCGCCUCUUUCAGCCGAGUUUGUGGAAGGUCAGACCGCGACACUGAAUUGCACCUUUGAUCAUCCUGGAGCCAAAUCUUACAAAUGGUUGAAAGAUGAUCUGAAAAUACACCAAGCCAUCACAAAGUACCACGUGAGAGUAACUCAAAACAGUCAACUUUCCAACAAUGAGCUGUUUAUUUCUGUGCGGAUCAGCGACCUCUCAGUAUGCGAUUCUGGGACGUAUUAUUGCAUCGUAGAGCAACUCGGCAGACAGUUUAAGGGAGCAGGAGCAAGUCUUAUCGUGAGGCGUGCUUCACAAGAAAAACAAUGCCCCCCCAAUAUCAUACACAUCGGGGCGGCUGCAGCAGUGCUGUCGGUGCUUUGCAUUGCACUAAUUGCAGUGUCGGUGAAACUCAGGCAACGAAAUAAAGCCUGCAUUGCUCUUCAGAGGCAGUUUGUUGCAUACAUCACCGAAAAGUCAACAGAGUCUGCCCCAUCAAAUAAGAAAGGGAAGCACGCUCACCGAGAGGGAAAAACUUCGAGCUCCUGUCAAGAGGAGAAGAGAAAGAAGAAAAGAAAACCCAAAGAGCACCAUAGGAAGGAGAAUGCGGACUACGUCCAUGUUGGGCCAAGCCAUGGCAGACAGACCUAACCUCAGCAACAGAGGAAAUGUACAACGACUGCUCAAACAUACAUUACUUAGGAUCCUCAGCCACGCCACAAUCUUUCCCGAAGGCUAGAGACGAUUUCCUUUUUUUCUGUGUUGUUUUAAUAUUUCGCUUGAUUCCUGUCACGUCAAAAAUGAAUAGGUAAUCAUGCCAAGGUUACAGCCCUCCAAACCCUAUUAGUCGCCAUUUUAGAAUUCAUGAUUUGCACUGAGGGGUGAAGAUGUUGGACAGUGAAGUGGUUAUAAAUGGAAAUGAAUACGUUAUUUUGUUUGUGACAUUAUGAAUAAUUGGCCGGGUGCUUGGCCUCCCUGCUCCCCAGCCCCCUAAGCCCCUCCUCCACACAUCACCCCGAGUGCAUAUUUGUCUGCUCUCCAGUCACUAUCACCCCGCAUUGCCUUCAGCGGAAAUCAGUAUCAAGCGUCCUUCAGAACCCAAUUCCAUCCACGGGCGUAUUCGGGUAAAGUUACCUGGGAUCUUGGCUGGUUGAGUCUCUACUGAUCCUUCAGUCCGCUGCUGUUUUCAGCGGGUUACCCACGCCCGCUUUCUGCACUGAGGAUGGAGAGGCAAGGGGUAAGAGUCAGUCCUAUCCGACCUCUUUUAAGCCAGUUCAAAUUGAGCCAGCUAACAGAUCCAACCCCACUCCUCAACUCUCGUGGAAGAUCACUUGACCAAGUAUCAACUGGAGUCUUCCUUUCAUAAGUCAGGCCGGGAGUCAGCUGGGAUGACGAGGCGGGGGGUGUGGGGGGUGGGGACUGUCCUGGUCACCUCACCUCAUGUCAUAUCCAACUAUCUCAGGGGUUCUGCCAAAUCAGUUGGGAGUUAACGAGUGGGAGUUUGUGUAAUAAAGUAUGUAUUGAUUGUUGAAUUUUGCAGAAGCUUUUU